AUGGACGGAAGCCAACAACAGAGCGGCGGCGGCGGAAGGCCAUACAGGUCGCAUCUCCGGCCGGCUUGCAUCCCCUGUCGCCGGAGAAAGUCUCGAUGUCAGACCGCAGCCGAUAAUACGGCGUGUGUGACGUGUCUUGCGCACCAGACAGAGUGUUACUUUCCUGAAGAUUCUCGAACGUCAGAGUCUCCGGAACCCGCCCGCCGUCGCCGUCGAGCAGAGCCUCGAGCCUCUGUGGAAGCAUCCGGGUUGACCCCAGCGAGGGCAGGUGUACGAGCCGCGGCAUCAUUCCAUGGGGGUGCAAAGGCCAAUACUUCAGCAUCAAUGGCUGGGUCAGGAAGUGCGGCCAUGGGGCGGCAAGCGUCAGUGCCGGUUUCCAUUGCACCGCCCAUGUCAGUUGCUGCAAUGUCGAGGCCGGGCCAAAAUUAUCACGACAGGGCGGAAGGGCCUGCAAUGGCACUGGGCUCUGAUGAUGACCAACAUCUCAAUCUACACAUCGUAGGGCCGGCCACCACCAAUGACAGUCAAGUUCUGUCUACAUACCUCUCAGGCAUACCUGGGGCUACCAGGAGCACCAGAAUGAUCGUCCCAGAGCCUGCCAGCUGUUCUCGCCCUGUUCUUUUUACUGAGGUCCAGAAGAGACCAGUUGGUGUCAUAUUGAAUCGUAGUUCUUCAGCAGAGAAGCUGGAGAUAAUUGAGAAGCUGCUAGAACCUCAUAAUGAGGCCGUUAUUGACGAGUAUUUCAGAAAAGUGAAUGUAUGCCUUCCAUUACUGGAUGAAGCCUCAUUCCGCCGCCAGUAUCAAGAAGACAAGACGCGGAUAUCACCGGCGCUGCUGGCAUGCUUGUAUGCCCAUACGAUCAUCUACUGGCAAAGCUCUCCAACUCUGAGUCGAUAUAGGUGUCCAGAAAGCCGUUUCAUUUGGAAUCUUGCUAGCGAAGCAGUAUACUCUGAGCUCCAUCUAUCUCCAGGAAUGUCCAUCAUAAAGGCGAUUCUGCUCAACAUUGGUGGUCGUCCUACUACUUCAUUGAUAGGAAACGGUGUGCUUCUCGGGUCUGCAGUUUCUAUUGCACACUCCCUAGGCCUAAAUCACAAUCCUCUUCCAUGGCAGAUCCCGCAGGCAGAAAAGUAUUUACGCAUGAAAAUCUGGUGGUCAGUGUUGGUUCAUGACAGAUGGACAAGUUUGGCGCAUGGAACACCGCCUCAUAUCCAAAAGGCUCAAUAUGACGUGCCUCCGCCAACUAUAGAGUACCUUCGGCAGAGUUCAACGGAAGCAAAUAGUUCACGUUUUGAGAUCACUGCCAAAGUAUUCAUUUCGCUGGUAGCUCUAAGCGAGGUGCUUGGCCUAUUUCUGCAGUACGUGUACUCUGUUAGAAGGGAGAGGCUGACCACUACGGAUCUCGAGCUUGCAUUGAAUCAAUGGACUGAGAAGCUAGAGGGUCCCUGUCGCCGCAUUGUCUUGCUCGGAUCUCACCUUGAAAUCAAUGGGGCAGCAAAUCUUCGUUUAGCAUACUUGACCGCCAAACUGCUCUUGCAGCGAAUACAGCUCGAGUCGGAGAAGCAGACGGAGGCUGUAAACGAGGAGCAGAUAAUGAAUCGCUAUUCGGCAGCGCGCAUGACAUCAGAGGAAAUGCUGAUGCUCAUACAGGAUUUCCAAAAGGAUCAUCUUGGCGACUUUUGGAUGGCCGUCAGCUCUUUUGCCUUCCCCUCUGCGGUCAACUUCUUGCUGCGGUGUGCGCUGGAGACGGAAAACACUCCCGAGGGGCUGGUCCAAAGCCACUCCUUCAAGAUUGCUCACGACCUGAUUGCCGCGCUUCGCUCUCACCAGGAGCAGCACAAGUGGGAUCUGGGCGAUAUUUGCAUUGCCCAACACGCCGAGAUUGUGGAGAAGAUCCUGGCGGGCGUGGCACCGGAUGAACAAGGUGGAAACAGCAGCAGUCUGGACCUCCAGGAGUUUGACGCAUCGAUUCUAGACCACGUUUUCCCGAGCAUAUGGGACCCGUUACAAAAUGCCUUUACUUGGUAA
This is a messenger RNA of Trichoderma atroviride IMI 206040, 2025 nucleotides long. RefSeq lists its product as uncharacterized. Lineage: Eukaryota; Fungi; Ascomycota; Sordariomycetes; Hypocreales; Hypocreaceae. The record is from RefSeq and is a predicted model, not a curated record. Gene Ontology annotation, molecular function: DNA binding; DNA-binding transcription factor activity, RNA polymerase II-specific; zinc ion binding. Gene Ontology annotation, biological process: DNA-templated transcription. Gene Ontology annotation, cellular component: nucleus.